CUACCAAAUAGCCAGCACUUUGGGACUGUGAUCCCUACCAGCUCUAGACAAAUUACCCCAAGCAGCCCUCUGCAGUUUUCACAGGACAACUGUGCUGAGCUACCCACGCAUACAUAGUUCACCCUAAAACCAAGUAUUAUCUUUUGCAGUUGCUUAUUCCUUAUUUGCAUUAAAAUUAAAAGUUACAUCUAUAAUGGAAACAGUUGGGUCCUGGUGGCAGAAGGAGGCUCUCCAGCAGGCCAUUAAGGAACCAGAAGUGGGAGUACCUGUGGCUGAGACACAAAGCUGGCUGCGACUUCUUGGUCUUUCUUAUGAAGCAUCUAAGAUUAGGUGCUAAAUAAGCAGACUUUUAGUAGUUUUCUGAAGGCCACAUCUUCCAUGUUUCUGUCUUUGUUGUCCUUCCUUGGAAAUGAAGGACAAAUGAGGCUCAGGGAUGCCACUUCCUUUGAAUGGGAUGAACCACACCAUGAGGGAUCUGCAGCUUGGGAGACAACCAUACUCUCCUCGUGGAGAACCAAGCAUAAGCAUGUAAGCAUGUUUUGUCUCAAACAUUCUGACUGUGGUGACAGGAAAGUUGUGACUGUACAAGAGGGUCCUGAGGAGGUGGGGCAGUGCUGUGUGAAGCCAGCUUUCUUUGCUGCCUUGAGACUCAUGCUCAGUGCGCCUGCAUCAAGGCAGGGGUUGAGUCCCGCACUACAAGGCUCCUCACUACUAAGGUCACCACAGACCUCAUUUCCUGGAGGGCUCUAAAGGGCUUAGUAUUGCAUGCAUGAACAAGAGUGCAAAAAUCUGUUUUAUAUAACACAUAUGCACCAGAUAAACCGUAAAAGAAAGUGGAUUGGUCUGUCUCUUCCUUCUCUCUUGCCCCCAAUCCAGACCACCAGGGAACCUGAAAUGUUGUUAGGAUUGGGAGCAUAUUAAAUUGUGAGCUUGUUAGCCAACACUUCUGAAACCUGCAGUUUGUUGUGUGAGUUGGGAGCUUGUUGAAGUUUGUUGUAAAAGUUAAGGGUUAGUCAACACUUUUGAGACUAAGUAUCAGGCUAUUUGCUGGAGUUAACAUGAUGAUACACUAUGACAUAAAAGUUCCCUGACGCAUGGACUGAUGUGUUUGUUCAGCAUCAUGAGAAGUUAUAAAGAACACCGAGCACCCUACCAAGUGGGUCAUGACACCCCAUUCUCUCCUUCCACACGUGUCCUGUUUCUGUUCCCUAGGUAGAUCACAGUGGGAUACCUCCAGCAAAUGUCCUCCUGGACAUUGUGCCCUGAUGGGAGGUGGCAGAUGGCAGGGAGGUAUCACAGACAAUGGGACACAGGAAUCCAUCUCCUGAGAACUGGAUGUACAAGCACGAAGUAGUGGAGACCCUGCCUAUAACCUUGCUGGGAUAGGCAGGGAGACAGAGCCUAUCCAACGAGGAUGCCUACAGCAAUAUAAUGAAGUCCUAUUCUCAGACAUCAGUAAUGGGUAAACUUCAUAUGUAAUUUUCCAACUAUAUUUUAAAGCCCGGUCAAAUUUCUCAAAUCAACAAACUUCUAUAAAAACUACAGAAAAGUUCUCCCAGUAAAAUCUUCUCAUCUUGAGUGUUUUUUGGCUUUUUGCUUGUUUUGUUUUAAAAAUAUUUUUAUUUUAGGAGCUCGGCCCCUAAAACCCUUUUGCACCUUGCGUAUGAACAUGUGUUGAUAAAUUCAAAACUCUUGUUCACUUAGUUCCUUUCCUGGUGACUUCACAAUUUUGAAGUUCUAAUUUAGGGCUACUUAUCACCAUUUCAGUCCAUCAAGAGCACAUAUCUUUUCUUUCAUCUUUCCAUAAUCUUCCACUGUCCAUCUCCAUCAAGUGUCCACUGCUUAUUGUAGAUAAUGAAGCCCCCUCCUCCCAAUCGGCUGUUCCUCUAUUCUGUUGCAGCUGGUAACUUCCACAGCAAUCACUGAUACCUGACACUCCUCAGCUUCCUUAAAACUCAUUCUCCCCCGCCGUUUACAUGCCAUUUCCGCUUCAGUAUGAGCCUGCAGACCCACGGCGUCAUUCCAGACUGUGGGACCUAUCCUCAACGUUAAAAAUUGCUUAGUAAAACUGGGCAGCAGCAGCAGCAGCAACUAAACACUCACGCUUUUUGUUACAAGUGUGUAACCUGUCACUACACGGCUGAGAGAUGUCACCGCGCUAGCUGCCGGCGAUCCCCCGCCGUUCCUGAACUCACCCCGGUAGUACCGUACGCAGCAGCGCGGCUCGCACCGCGCAGCUCUGCCGCGCGUCCCACGCAGGUUUCCAGCCGGCGGGCAGGCCGGAGCUGCCCUCAGCCCUCGGCCGGCCGGGGCGGCACCGCGGGCCCGGGCGGGCAAGGGAAGGGGCGGGGGCGGUGCGGCGCCUCCUCCCGGGCUGCGCUUCCCCGGGCGGCCGGGGAGCGGCGCUGUGUCCCCGCGCCGCACGCCCCGCCCGAGCCUCCCCUUCCCGCGGCCGCAGCCCCGCGCCCGCCGCCGUCGGCGGCAGCGAGUGAGCUGAGCUGAACUGAGCCGAGCCGAGAGAGGUUUUAUUUGCCUAAUUUCCCACAUGAUGGAAUGAAUCUAGUCUUCACCAGCAUGGAUAUGUAAGCCUUUUCAAGAUGGUUAAGAACUGUGGCGAAGAACCAAGUGGAAUGACAAGUGAGGAAACUUACAUUUCUGGCUAAUUCUUCUGCUAAGUUAUUUCAUUACCUGAUGUAAGUCAGCUUUUUUAGGAGGAAGCAGCCACUUCUGCUGAGAUCUGAUUUGUAUAUUAGAAAGUAUGGUUUCCUGACAGAAGAGUGCAUUAUAGUUUUUUACAGCAGAUCAUUAUUAAAUGUGCCGUCAGUGGUGGUUUUGGAAAGAUGAGAAAGAACCCACUGUGGGACAACUCAGUGAAGCUAAAGAUGUCUGCAAUUUCUGUUUGGUCUAUUCCAGUUAGGAGAGCUUUUUUUGUGAUUUUUAAGCUUGGUGCUGUCAGCCCCGUGUGAACAAACCAGAACAAAAAGCACGCCGGGUAUUAGAAAACAAAAUGCCACGGAAGAGGAAAACUGGUGGGAGUCCUUCUCAGAGGAAUGGCAAUGCUGACAGAACUGCUGUUGCUGUAUCCCAGGGGGACCCAAGCCACUUAGUGGCACAAGCAAUGCAUUAUGUCAAUAAGGAAGAGCUCUUCAACAGCAUGUCAGAGAUGUUUUCUGACCUAGAUCCUAGUGUGGUUUAUAUGGUUCUGUCUGAAUGUGAUUUUAAAGUAGAAAACGCUAUGGAUCAUCUUCUAGAGCUGUCCACCCAUGCCAAAGGAGCAGCAUCUUCAAAAACCUUGGGUUUUGAUUUAGCAGCAUCAUCAUUACCUCAUGUUAAUCAGCAAAGAUCUAUUGCAAAUGAAAGAAUGGGGGAAGGUACUGCAGCACAUAGUUAUUCUGGAGCAGCAGUAGACAAGGUCCUGUCACCUGGUGUGCAGCUGACUGGAGAACUGGAUUCCCUACUAGAAAAUGCCUUUCAGAAUUACAGCUUGAGUGAGGAAUCAUUGCCUAAUUCUGCAAAUGACCAAAUAGUACAUGAGCACCCUGUGGAACAGGAUGGUUUUACCAAAUUUCCUGAGUGGGAAAAACCUGAUUCUGUUUGCGAUGUCCUACUUUUUCCACAGCAAGCAGAGACAAAUAAUGAGGUUUUAGAAAACUUCUGCUGUUCCCAGCCACCAGUGAGUCAGCUGAGCAUCCAGACAAGCCCACCAUCUGCAUCAGACAGUUUUGCAGAGAUACUGGAAGAUUCUGAUAUGUUGGAAACACAUGUUCAACAUGAUGUGGCUUCAGAAGUAUAUAAACUAUCAAAUGGAGAAAUAUCAUGUGAAAAUUCUGAUCAGACACAAGAUACUGUUUUGGAUCAAAGUAGUGUGACUGCUGCUUCUUGUGGGUCCUCCCAAAGACCUAUGGCACUUGGAGUAGCUGUUUCUGGAGAUCCUAAUUCAAGGUGCCUGGAACAACAGGAAGAUGCAGUGAUUGCCUUUAGCAGCUACCAGAGUGCUUCUCUUCCAGAGGCGUAUAUCUCUCCUGAAACAUCCAGUUUCAAAACACAAAAACCCGCAGAUAUUCAACAAAUUCAGCAGGGUUAUAACUUAAAUUUUCCUACACCAUCAGGUCAAUCUCAACAACACUGGAAUAUCAUGGCUCCUGUGUUUUAUCCAUCCAGUAGAAGUCACAGCUUUGUAAUUCCUGUGGCUCCCAGUCCAGGGCAGUGGAGACCUGUUUCUGACUGUAGAGCUUCGGAAAAGGGACUUUUUCUUUCCUCCCCAGUGGUUUCAAAUGCCUGGGAUGGCAGCUCUUCUCUGAAGGUAUGGGGAAAUCAAGAUAGAAACUCAAAAUUGAGCCUCCCGCAAGCACAGCAACCACGUGUUUGUCACAUGAUGAGAAAAAAGAUGCAACUAAUAGGUCAAGUACUUGUUCUUCUCAGAGGUGUUCCAGGAUCAGGAAAAUCAUAUUUGGCAAGGAAUUUGCUUGAGGAUAAUCCAGGUGGAAUCAUUCUUAGUACUGAUGAUUACUUUUACAAACAUGGACAAUACCAUUAUGAUCCUGAUUGCUUAGGGGCAGCACAUGACUGGAACAGGAAACGAGCUAAAGAAGCAUUUGAAAUGCGAAUCUCUCCUAUAAUAAUUGACAACACAAACAUACAAGCAUGGGAGAUGAAGCCUUAUGUUGCUUUGGCUCAGCAGUUCAAAUACAAAGUAAUGUUCCGAGAACCAGACACUUGGUGGAAGUUUAAACCAAAAGAACUUGAAAGGAGAAACAUUCAUGGUGUAUCUAAAGAAAAGAUAAAAAGAAUGCUGGAACGGUAUGAACGCUGCCUUACUGUUAGAUCAAUAUUGGACUCUUCAGUUCCAGACAAAUCAGAAGUUGCUGGUUGGAGUGAAGAUCCUUGUCAGGAGGAAAGCGAGAGAAAGAGAGAAGCACAUUCUGACGUAAAGGAAGAAGGUUUUGCUUCUGAGGUGGAGCCUAUUGAAUUAGCUGAAGCUGAUAAAACUUCUCCCGGUAUUUCUCUAACAUUAGAAAGUAGUUGUGACCCUGAGCAUUUUCAUAAAGAGGAAAAAGAAAUUGAAAAUAUGUCAGUGGAACACAAUUCUGAGAACAGCACUGUUCAAGAUGACUUGGAAAUUAAUUUAUCGGAUUGCACCGAAAGAGAGCUGCCCUUGGAGAAGAAAGAAGAAAAGGAAUUAAAAACAGAAGAAAAUACUGAAGCAGAAAUGGAUGAGGUUGAUGUGAUUCCAGCUGAAGAGGCUGUGAACUUACACACAGGUGGAGCUGAGGAACACAGUGAUGACAACAGUCUCAAAGUUCAAACUGUAGUUGAACAAUUGGGCAAAAUAUGUAUGGAACCAAAAUCAACACAAAUGAGUAACACGGUGGAACCAAGCAGUUUGGCUUUUGACGCAUCAGGAAAACCAGAACUACUAAACUUUCUGGGUGACUGGCCCAUGGAACAAACAAUGGGACAGAGAGUCAAAAGAUCUAGAAGAUUAGAAAAAUCUCCUCUGAAGAGUGAUAAGGAAGGUGAAACUCCCAGUCAGCAGCAUUCUGAGAUAGGCAAAGAGCAGGGCCUGCCUGAGACAUGUACUGUUGAGAAAGGACACGAGGACGAAAAGCUACCCUGUAGCUGUUACUCUGUUAGUUCAGAUAAAGUUACACCAGAAUUGCAAAUGUUAGGAUAUUGGCCUGUCUCAGCCUCAUUAGAACAGAGACAGCAAAAGUCAAGGAGAAUGAGAAAGACAAAUUUAAAUCAGUGUGAUGAAGAUAGAAAUAUUGAAGAUGACACUAAUAUGAAUGCUCUUGAAACUGUACAUGUAAUUCAUGGGUCACCUGUGAACACUGAAGAACAACCAGAUACAAGGAGUUUGCCUGUGCACCAAGAUGAAAUAGUAGCUAGUGAAACAGUAAGUGAGGAAAAAUCCCAGGAAAGUAAGAGAGUAAGGAAACAUCACAAAUUAGCCCUCACUUUUACAAACAGCAGCGUGCCACAUCCCAGAGAAGAGGACCAUUUGUCUAAACUUAACCUGGCAGAAGAGAAACAGAAAACAAACUCAUGUAGGCAAAAAAGUAGCCAUUCACAGACUGAAUCACAGGACUUUGCUCUCCUGUGGAGAUUAGAAAAGAAAAUACUUUUUCCUGAGAUGACAAAAAUAUUGCAUGGCAGGUUAGAUGGCUUCAAACCCAAAGACAUAGGUAAUGUCUCAGAUUCUCAGGAAAAAAUACCCUAUCGAGUUACAUAUGAUAAAAGUACUUUUGUGGAGGAAAGUGAGCUUGUCAAUAUUGAUGAGUCUGAAAAACUAGAUACACUCUGUAAGCUCUUUGAGUCUGUUUCAUUUGAAGCUCUGAAAGAUCUGUAUGAAAGAUGUAACAAAGACAUAGACUGGGCCACAGGUCUGCUGUUAGACUCUGAUGAAAAGUUACGUAAAGCUGUUGAUACUGAAAGCUUUCAGGUAACCGAAGCUGGGCCAGUGGUCGCAGACCUUGAUUUAAAGGCAAAUAUAAACUAUGAUGAGAAUCUCAAAGACUGCAAACAAACCCCACAAGUACUUGGGGCUGGUGAUACCUUUGAGACUUUAGAAGGCAAGGACUCAUCACUCAGCAUUGCAGAAAGUAGGGCUGCCAAGACAGCUGUGACAAGUGCUGGUGUUUCUGACUCGUUCACUGCUACCUCAUUGGAUAAUUCAGUGGAACUGAAAAAUUCUGUGGAUUCAGCCCCUAGAACUAACACAAGCAACUCAGCAGCAGGUGUCAUUGAGCUGUCUGUUUCAGGAAAGCAGAAGGGAGGGAGUGACAGUCCUCUUAAAGAAACUGUAAAUAAGCCAUCACUUUUACAACUUGAUGCAGGUUUGCCUCAUGAUCUUAGCACAACUUCUACCAAUUUGAAAUCUGAAUUAAACAAAGAAAGUGACAGUAACCUUUCAGAAAGCAAUGACGAAUAUUCCCAAGGGGCUGGUUUGUUACUGGAAAUAGAUCGUGCACCUCUUCUUGGUCCUCGGAGCAAUAAAGAACUGGAGAUGGAUAAAGAAACUCAGGAGAAUUCUGGGGAGAUAGGUGGUAAAGAGGAAUUUGACACGCCAAGCUGGGCUGCAACUAAAGCCAAGAGACAAAGCCCUAUACCAGCAUCACAUGCAGCCUUCAGUAUAGAUUGCCUAGAACUAACAUUGCCUCCUGAACUGGCACUCCAGCUGAAAGAGAUAUUUGGACCUGUUGGCAUUGAUGCAGGAUCACUAACUGUUGAGGAUUGUGUGGUUCAUAUUGAUCUGAAUUUGGCAAAAGUGAUUCAUGAAAAAUGGAAAGAAUCUAUUCUGAAGCGUCAGAGGAGAGAUGAAUCAUGUAAGUUGUCUGCAGAAGUGUUUCAGCAGAUAGAUGCAGAUGACUCAGAAGUGCUGUUACCUCAGAAUGAAGACAGCAAAACACAGAAGAAAAAAUCGAGCUCGGCUGCAGACACAUCUAAUGAUAUACAGACAAAAACCCCAGCAACAUCAGACGUUUUUCCAUUUAUGGAUCACUGGAAUGCUCAGAUUCAGAAAGUUUCUCUCAGGCAAAUAAUUUCUGAAGAAAUAGCGAUGCAGGAGAGAGAGGACCUGAAUCGUGUUCCUUCUACAGCUAGAAAAGACUGUGCUGCUAAACUGAAGGAGAAGCAACUUUUUGAGAUGUUUCCAACUAUUAAUCAAAAUUUCUUAAUGGAUGUCUUCAGGGACAACAACUACUCUUUAGAACAAACUGAACAGUUUCUGAACUGUGUUCUGGAGGCAGAUCCUGUACAAACAGUUAUAGCUCAAGAAACUGCUCAGCAAAAUGAAGUUGUUUCUUCCUACAGUGCUGCAAAGAACCGUGAGAAGAAGGCAAAAAAAAGUAAGGAAGAGGAUGAUCCUUUAUGUGAAAUGUUUCAAGACUUUGAGUAUCCACAAUAUGAUGAUUUAAGAGCAGAAGCUUUUUGUCACCAGCAAAAGAGACAGGAAUGUUUGAAAAAGGCUGGAGAAGCCUAUCGCAUGGGUAUGAAACCUGUGGCGGCAUUUUAUGCACAUCAGGGUCGCCUUCAUGAGCAGAAGAUGAAAGAAGCUAACCAUGCUGCUGCUGUGCAAAUCUUUGAGAGAGUAAAUACUUCCUUGCUGCCUAUGAAUGUGUUGGAUUUGCAUGGUCUCCAUGUGGAUGAAGCUGUGAAUCAGUUGUCCAGAGUACUGCAGGAAAAAAGUGAAGAGCACCAGCAGAGUGGUGGUAAACCAUAUCUCACUGUUAUCACGGGAAGAGGAAGCCAUAGUCAGGGAGGAGUUGCUCGCAUCAGACCAGCAGCCAUCCGAUACCUCACAAGCCACAACUUCAGGUUCACAGAAAUAAAACCAGGCUGCCUGAAAGUCAUGCUGAAUUGAGGAGUUGUGGAAAGAGGAAUAUAGAAACUGAGGUGUCAGAUGACCACUGGGUAACAGAAAAAAUCCCCCAUGUUUUGAACAACUGCACUGGUAUUUUUUAGUCUGUUUUAAAGGAUGAUAUUUUAUAAGAACUGGUCUCAAUUUACAGCAAGUGGAUUUGUCAAUAUGUUUCCAAUAAAUUUUUGCGUGGAAUAGAACCUUUUUUGAACCUGCAAAAGGAAGAUACUUAAAAGGAUUUGAAGUCUCAGAAAUGCAGAUUAAGAUUUUUGCUGAGAAAUAAAUGAUGUUUUUAACGGAAGUUAAGGUACAGUUUUUAAUAUAACUGUCUUCUUAGCAUACCUAGUCUGCCUUUUGACCCUUGUACAUCUUGAUUGCUGUGGCUUCUGUACUUCUAAAACAUUUUAUCUUGUACAAAAUUAUUUUGUAAUUCAGAACUUUGUGCUAAACCCUUCAGAAGAGCAGAAGAGAGGCUGAAACUGAACAACUGCUGGUAUUUCAAAUCCAGUUACAUAUGAGUGCUGAGUAUUUCCAGAUUUCUUUAAAAAUCUUGUGUCUUUUUAGUGGCUGUGUUAUAAUGAGUUGACCAGUUCUGUUAUCCUUACUUCAUUCUAAACUUCUCCAAAUACUGAAGGAAGUUGCAUAUAAGGCUUGUGCAUUAAGGCCAGCUGUGUGUUUGGUAAUUUGACAGAUUUAGUGUGAUCUCUUAAAGGAAAACCACAAUGCUGUUAUUCAAUUUCUUUUGGAGAUCCACCUACUGGAUUAAAAUAGUUUCUUUCUUUGUGGCUUUUUAAGUGCAGCAAAUGUUGUUUUACUUUACAAGUGUCUAAUAAUGGUGUCUUCAUUCUCUGUGUAUUGUUUGGUGAUUUCCUUGUAGAAAAUAUGAUUAUGAGACAUUUAAAAUGUAUUUUUAACAUCAAAGUGAAUGCUAAUAUUGCAGAAGUAAUUGCCUAACUGGAAAAUCUGGGAGUACAAAAGUUACUCUGAUUUUGGUGGUGUUGCAUCAGCAUCUAGAAAUAUCUCUGUAAAAAAACCAAAACAACAUAAAAAGAUCCCAAACAAAACCCUUCAAAAAUUAAAUAUAAACAUCUCCACUUACGCAAGUGUUUCCAGUAAACAAUCAGAACACUUUUUUAAUAGAAGUAUCUUCUAGAAUACAUCACUAUUUUUAUUUAUAUCUUUGCCUCCUGAAAGGUAUAUGAAUUUUUGUUCUACGGCUUUUUCAGAACAGGUGUGAGUUGUGUAUUAGGAAGAAUAUUAAUAGAUUAAGGAUUCAUGCGAGGAAUUUUUAACCACUUUGCAGUAAAUUUUAUUGAGGAACUACAUGCACAUAGAGUUUGUAUAUGAAUCCAUAUGUGUGUGCAGGUUCUGCAAUUUGCAUGCAUGAGUACUAAUAAACGAAGAACUUCUGUGAGAAAAGCUGUCCACAGAAAUGGGUUUCACUUGAAAACGUGUCUGUCUAAGUUGCUGACAGGCUGAAAGACAUGAUGUUUCCUGAAUAUAUCUGUAUUUACUCUAAUACAUACACAGUGACUGAUGCACGGUAGACUUAAAAAUGAGUUUGUCGUGCUUCAACAGAUACAGUAAUCUUUUCCUGGUGAUUUCAAGUGGAAGAACAGCUUGAGUAAUACUUAAUCAAAGGGACUCUUUCUAUAAUAAUAGACUGCCAUAAUAAGUUUUAUAUUUUUUGUGGGUACUUAGUUCAUCUGAAUUGUGUCCUUUCUCUGUUUCCUUCUCUCUGCACUGCUCUGGAAAUCAGUGAGUGAAACACAAAAGAUCUGUUUGGUCCCCAAACAGCACUAACAGAGCUGUUUCUGCCACUGCAUGAUGUCCUGUGUGAAGCCCACACUCCAUCCUCUGUGAGAGUGCCAAAAAUGGACUGAGAUGCUGUUUAGGCACUCGGCCUCAAGACACUUAAUUCAGACUGUCAGCUGUACAGGGUUGCAAAUGCUAGAAUUCUCUCAGCAGAGCCAAAAUCUUGGUUUUGGACCAAGGGACUUUAUUCUGUUCCUGAACAGGUUUUUCUUAGUGCUGCUGUUUAUAACAAAUGGAGUUGCAGGUCUGUGGGACAGCUCUUUGCAGUAUAGUCCCUGUUGGUUGGCCGGGGUGGCUGUUGUGUGUUGAGCUGCUUGGGUGCUCAAGCCCUACAAAGAUGUGCCUGUAAACAAGGAAGUGCCAACACUUCUGGUUGUUUUGGGAGGCAGCCUGAUUCACUCAGCAUAUUCACACCAUUCCUGACAUGGACAAAGACAGCUUAGAUUUUAGUUCAAAAGACAAGCAGAAAAAGUUGUUGUCUUGCCCAUCUGUUCAUCAUAAUCUAGUUGACAACUUUACCCUAGAGAUGAGAAACACAGCUUUUUGCCUUCUUCUGGCUUAGCAAGUGGAUGAUAAUGAGUGCACUCGACUCUCACUUCCCCAGAAAAUGCUCUGACCGAUGUGCUCAGGAAUAUUUUUGAAGUUGCCACUUCUGAGCCUCUUUCAAAAUUACCACUGCACGCUAAAGAUGCAAGCUUAAGGGGACAAAAGAGAUUAAAGCAUUAAAAGUGCAUAAACAGUCUCUGGGAGUGGACUAAGACUUUUCAGAAAGAAUCUGUUCCUGGUGAGCUUCAGUGUCCUUUCAUACUAUUUUUUUCAUCCUUUAGUCCUAUUUGGAUAAAUACAUUAAAAAUGUUCAGGGUAAAAUCAGCUCUACCCAGUGCUAGAAGAAUUUUUCUUCAGUCUGUCAGUCAGCAGAGAAAUACACAGCUCAAGAGCAGUUUGGAAUACUUUUCUAUCUUCACUGGCUUUCAUUGGGGUGCAGGCUGAGGUUCAUGAACAUACUCUGAAUGCCCUGCCUGGGGUAGAUUGGUCAUUUGCCUAGCCUGCGUUGUUUGACUACCAGCUAAACUUCCAUGGAGAUGAUGGCUUAAAAUCAUAACACUGGCAGAACCAAUCUUGCCUCUGUCAGCUUCAGCUGCUCAAAAUGAGGCAUUGCAGUUCUGACUCAGAGAAAAUGUAAUGAUCCUCUGAAAGAUCUCAAGCAUUGCUUAAAAGCUGUGCUGAGCUGGAUACAGAAUAGGUCCGAAGAUCAGUGCACAGAGUAAUAAUGAGUAAAGUUUUAUCAGUAAGGAUCUCCAUGCCUUCAACUACUUGCCAGUAUUCCAGAAAAGCAACACUGAAGUUCCUGUAUUUCACUGAAUGAUUUUAUAAUGUAUUCUGGGAUUAAUUCUUUGAAAUAUAAUUAUUUCAAAAUGGUAUUUCAAAGUAGGAUAUAUUGUAGAAGUUCCAGCUAUUCAGAUGUCUCUUGCAGUGAGAAUCCAUCAGAAACCUGAGGUAUCGUGUAAAUUCUGUAUCAUCUUAAAAUUGAAAUAGCAGUAUUGCCACCAGCACUCUGAAAUAAUGUACAGCUGUUUGUGUAGCACUUUCUAUUCUAUUCUUCAACAGCAUGUGAUGGUGAUGAAUGGUAGCCUUUAAUAUGUGACUUUUUGUGUCUUCUUUUUCAAAACUUUUUCAUAGCUAUCCCAAGUUUUAAUUUAGGAAAAUUACCAUUUUUAAUAUACAAAAUUAAUACUUGUGCUAACAUUGAUGAGUGAUCUUAGAGUAAAAAAAAAAAAAAAAACCAAACAAAAAGGCCAGAGGUGCAAUGAGGAAAGUUGUCUGAAGUAAUGUGACAGUUGAAAACCAUUUCAGUUGAAUGUAAAAGUAGUAGGGCAAACAUUUAUUUUUUUAAAAUAUUUCAGGAUACCUUGACAAUAC
Molecule: messenger RNA, 12094 nt
Organism: Onychostruthus taczanowskii (white-rumped snowfinch)
Lineage: Eukaryota; Metazoa; Chordata; Aves; Passeriformes; Passeridae
Gene: N4BP2
Product: NEDD4 binding protein 2
Exons: 19
Coding region: 3008-8362 (1784 amino acids)
Molecular function (GO): ubiquitin binding
Source: RefSeq, a predicted model, not a curated record